AUGCCACAGCAUCAAUGUGGAUUUGGAGCUCUUCUGCACCCAUACCAUCUUACAAAUAUUGCUCUCAGUAUCUUCUUCGUCGUUUCGAAAAUUACACCGCGAAUAUGUUCAUUCCUCUAUGAUACUUGCAGUUUGCAAGUGCAAGAAUAUGAACUUCUUAUAUUCUUGGGCAGCUUCAUCACGUUACGCAAUAAACGCCAAUUUUCGAUCCCUGAUUAUUUUGCACAUUUUUGUCUGUUUGCAAAAAUAUGCAAUCUUAUUAUGCUUUGGCGUCAGUCUACUUCUUAUUCUAUUGUAUAUGGGGUUUUUUGGUUACUUCAAACAACGUUUCUCCACCAGCCAGCAUAUGAUGGCCCAGACAAGGUGCUCUAUUUCCGCGACACGACCUUCGAAGAAGAAGUACUUCGUCUAGAUUCACGUGUUACUUGGCUAAUUGCUUUUUACACUGCUUGGUCUCCCGCUUGUAUUAAAUUGGCUCCUAUUUUCUCGGAAUUAUCUUCUGAGUAUGGUUUGCCAAACCUUAAAUUUGGAAAAGUAGAUGUAACUAGGUUCCCAGAAUUAGCUCGUAGUCAGUCUAUCGACACGUCUACCUGGUCGCGUCAGCUUCCAACCAUCAUUAUAUUUCGUGGCGGUCGUGAGAUUGAUAGGAGACCAGGCAUAAGUGCUAAAAAUAAAUCAGUCCAGAAGUUUGUAUUUUCUUGGUCAAACAUAGUUCAAUCGUUUUCACUCAACAACCUAUAUCAAGAGUGCAAAAAACACCCAGUUCCUUCGACUAAGUGUCCACAACCUAGCGAAACGAAGCGGAUUACUAAUAAUUGCGGUGCAACUGUAGCCGAAAUGGAACCAAAAAAAGAAAAAUAA
Protopolystoma xenopodis is the source of this 861-nucleotide messenger RNA. The record is from the annotation of a GenBank genome assembly. NCBI's taxonomy places the organism in Eukaryota, Metazoa, Platyhelminthes, Monogenea, Polystomatidea, Polystomatidae.